Messenger RNA from Vidua chalybeata, 557 nucleotides. It is a transcript of the gene SPA17, whose product is annotated as sperm autoantigenic protein 17. The coding region runs from base 1 to 309 and encodes 102 amino acids. Lineage: Eukaryota; Metazoa; Chordata; Aves; Passeriformes; Viduidae. Gene Ontology annotation, molecular function: calmodulin binding. The transcript has 3 exons. The record is from RefSeq and is a predicted model, not a curated record.
AUGUCUAUCGCCGCCUCCAACACCAGCAUGAGGGUGCCCGCCGGCUUCCGGAACCUGCUGGAGGGGCUGGCGCGGGAAGUGCUGCGGGAGCAGCCCACCAACGUGGUGGCCUUUGCAGCACAGCACUUCCAAAAGCUGCUGGAGCAGAGGGAGGCUGGUGGCACUGACCCGGUGGCGUGGGGAGCCAGGCUGGAGGACGACCGUCUCACCUGGCCCCCUUCCAAGGACCUGAAAGAGGCCAAGGACAUGGAGGGGGAGCGGGGAGCAGCAGGCGGUGCAGGCAGCAAGCACAGCUCUGGAUCACUGUGAUUCCACCCCAAAAUGCUCGGAGAGGAGCCAAAGGGGAGCAUGUCCCCAUAACCCUAAUGAACUGGGACACCUCUCUGGAGAUGCAACUGCAGCACUUGCCCUGAAUCCCCCAUUUCCCACUGUCCAACCCCAAAACCAAAAAAAAACCCUUGGUUCUCCCCUGGCUCCUGCCCUUUUCCCAUGGGUGGGUGCUGCACUCCCAUCCUGCCCCUGCGGUGCUGUUUUAAUGAGGAAUUUUAUUAACGAGG